This is a messenger RNA of Sceloporus undulatus (fence lizard), 2352 nucleotides long. It is a transcript of the gene CCDC22, whose product is annotated as coiled-coil domain containing 22. The record is from RefSeq and is a predicted model, not a curated record. The transcript has 18 exons. NCBI's taxonomy places the organism in Eukaryota, Metazoa, Chordata, Lepidosauria, Squamata, Phrynosomatidae. The coding region runs from base 107 to 2008 and encodes 633 amino acids. Gene Ontology annotation, molecular function: cullin family protein binding. Gene Ontology annotation, biological process: positive regulation of ubiquitin-dependent protein catabolic process.
CCAGCUCAGAGCGGAGGGCGCGGUGAGUAGGCGCUCGGCUGCCUCCCUCCUCCUCCCCCCUCCCCGGGGCACAAGGGAUCCCCCUAUCCCUAGAUGUUCCAGCCUCAUGGAGGAGGUGGACAAGAUCCUUAUACAUUCCCUCCGCCUCUCUGGGACGGACAUCCCAGAUGAAGUCCAGAGCAUCCGUGAGUUCACUACCGAGUUAAUAGUUGAAUCCGUGGUGCGAUGUCUCCGUGUCAUCAGUCCUUCCGUGGGGGCAGGCCUCAGCCACAUCCUGCCUCCGGGCAUGUCAGCUCGCUUCCGUAUUGGCAUGAGCCUGGCACAAGCCUGCCAAGACUUAGGCUAUCAAGGAGAGGUUGGCUACCAGACCUUCCUGUAUAGCAGCGAGCCUGAAAUCCGACGCCUUCUCCUCUUCCUGGUAGAGAAACUCCCACGGGAUGCCUCGGAGGAUGCUGACCAGCCUGUGGGCAAGUCGACCACACUUCAUAAAGCCAUUGCUGCUGCCAUAAAGGAACAGCUGGCCAUCCCUUGGGUGCCCCCAGCCUGCCGUACUCGCCGUCUACAACUUUUACAGGGUUCAUGCCUAUUGAAGCGAUUCCAGGCUCAACCUUUGGUCCUUCCUCGGGAGUCAGAUCCCAUUCUUGGGAGAGUAUCCCAAGAGAGGAAAGAGUUCUUUGACAAGUUCCUGCCCCCUGUGUCUGCCCAGCUGUCCCGACCAACAUCCUUGGUGCCAUCCCUUUUGGAGCUCAAUAUGGCUGAACUAAGCACAGCUCAAGAGUGGGAGAAUGAGUGGAAGAGCCAGGGUCUUGGAUCACGCAUGACGCCAGAGGAAUAUCGCCAGUGGAAGCAUCAGCGGUUGCAGCGUCGGCUCCUGGACCAGCUCCGGCAAACAGUGCCUCGGGUUGGUCCUGCCCAUCUGGGAACAACAUCCGGUGACCUGAUUCAGCUCCUGGGUACUUUUGGCACAGGCCAUGAGCAUGCUGGGGCUCUGGCGAAAGGGUCUCGCUUCACCCACUCCCAGCACUUGGCCUACAAGCAGGAAGCAGAAACCCCAGUGCAGGUGCAAACGUUGCCUAUCUCCCGGUCAUCAGAACAGGAGUUACGGGAACACCAGGCAGCAGAAUUGGAAGCCUUAGAGAGUGAACUGGACCGCCUUGGGGGGCAAAUUACAGAGCUUGAGAGUCAGAUGUCUACACUGGGGCUGACCCUUACACAGGUGGAAGGAGAGGUGCGACAGGGACAGUUAGGAGUAACGGAACAGGAACAGGUCCUGCGUGUGAAGGGACAGACUGUGGAGCUGUUACCAGAUGCAGAGAACAACAUGGCUAAGCUGCAGGUGGUGGUUGAGAGCAGCGCCAAACGAGUCAUCCAGCUGGCUGCCCAGUGGGAGAAGCACCGGGUGCCGCUGAUCCAGGAAUUUCGGGAUCUCAAGGCCCUCCAUGACUCCAAAGAGCUGGAGUCCUCUCAGCGCCUUUCAGAAAUCAGGGAACUGCAUGACCGGAUCCGAUCAGCUGCUGAUGAGGCUAAGCACAAGGAUGAUCUCUACAAGCAGUUGGUUAUGGAGCUGGAAUCACUUCCCAAGGACGUCUCUCGUUCUGCCUAUACCCAGCGCAUCUUGGAGAUUGUUAGCAACAUUCGGAAGCAGAAGGAGGAGAUCACAAAGAUCUUGUCUGAUACCAAGGAGCUCCAGAAGGAGAUUAAUGGCCUCACUGGGAAGCUAGACAGGACUUUUGCUGUCACUGAUGAGUUGGUCUUCAAGGAUGCCAAACGUGAUGAGGCUGUGCGGAAGGCAUAUAAGUAUUUGGCAGCCUUACAUGAGAAUUGCAGUCAGCUGAUCCAGACUAUUGAGGACACAGGCACCAUCCUACGGGAAAUCCGGGAUUUAGAGGAGCAGAUUGAGAGUGAAACUAGCAAGAAAACCCUGAGCAAUUUGGAGAGGAUUCUGGUUGAUUACCGGGCCAUGAAACAGGAGAACGCAGUAUUGCUCAGUCAUUCCCAAGACACGUGAAGGCCUCUUUUCCAAUACACACAGCCUGGUGCUUCUGAGGGCCUGGCCUCUGUCUCCCAUGCUCCCACUCUGCUGUGCCUCUAACAAGAAGGGGCAUAUGGAACAACUAUGUGCUCAUCCUUCCAGGCUCUCUAUGCAUUGUGAGUGCCUAAAACUGAGCCAAAGUGUGGCACAUUUUUGGUGGGAAUGGGGGAGAGUGGACCCCUUGUGCUGUUCUUAUGAAACAGAUUGUAUACUUAAGAAGCAGAUGCUGAGGCAAAAGGCACUGUUUCCUCCACUUAACAUUUCAAGCAAAACCCAUUUCUUCUCUCCUUGGAAUCAAACAAUAAAAUCACUUUUCUUUC